Molecule: messenger RNA, 5069 nt
Organism: Dufourea novaeangliae
Lineage: Eukaryota; Metazoa; Arthropoda; Insecta; Hymenoptera; Halictidae
Product: cyclin-T
Exons: 8
Coding region: 80-3934 (1284 amino acids)
Biological process (GO): regulation of transcription by RNA polymerase II; positive regulation of DNA-templated transcription, elongation
Cellular component (GO): nucleus; cyclin/CDK positive transcription elongation factor complex
Molecular function (GO): cyclin-dependent protein serine/threonine kinase activator activity
Source: RefSeq, a predicted model, not a curated record
UCGUGCUUGCCGCUUUGUCGCCGCCGUCGGAACCGCCGUGAAGUGCGCAUCGUUAGUACCGAGUUGUGUGUACAUAUAAAUGGCGGCUGACGAAAAAUGGUACUUUGCGAAAGAACAGCUCACAAACACGCCGAGCAGACGAUGCGGCAUCGACGCGGAUAAGGAACUGAGCUACCGACAGCAGGCAGCGAAUUUCAUUCAGGAUAUGGGACAGCGGCUCGCGGUAACGCAAUUAUGUAUCAACACAGCAAUAGUGUACAUGCACAGGUUCUACGUAUUCCACUCGCUGUCACACUUCCACAGGAAUGCAAUCGCGGCGGCAGCACUAUUUUUAGCGGCAAAAGUCGAAGAACAACCGCGCAAGUUAGAACAUGUUAUCAAAAUGGCACACAUGUGUCUCCACAGAGAUCAGCCCCCACCUGACAUCAGGUCUGAGCAAUACCUUGAGCAAGCUCAGGACCUGGUUUUCAAUGAAAAUGUCCUACUGCAAACAUUGGGGUUUGAUGUCGCCAUUGAUCAUCCCCACACACAUGUUGUUAGGUGUUGUCAACUGGUUAAAGCGAGCAAGGACUUAGCCCAGACUUCAUACUUCAUGGCAUCUAACAGUUUACAUUUGACAACAAUGUGUCUGCAGUACAAACCAACAGUAGUCGCCUGUUUCUGCAUACAUCUCGCCUGUAAAUGGUCCAACUGGGAGAUACCACAGAGUACAGAAGGGAAGCAUUGGUUCUGGUACGUCGACAGGACGGUUACUUCUGAACUCCUUCAGGAACUUACCGCAGAAUUCCUCCACAUAUUUGAUAAAUGUCCCUCGAGACUAAAGAGGAAAAUCAUGAGCAUAUCCGCCAGUCAAAGUACAAGCAUCAAUCAUACUAGUUUACCAAAUUCACCUUUUGACGCGGAACCUCGUAAAGUACAGUCUCCUGCGACGACGGCCGAUGGACCGACAUUCCAUAUGAAUCGACCUCAUUACUCGGACAAGUUAGAAGACAAGAAACAAAUUACCGCUGUUCCCACGAGGCCGCCAGUCGAUUACCGGGAGUAUCGCGAGAAGAAGGAACGGGAACGUUUAGAAAGGGAGAAGGCGGCGGUUCCGUCGACAGCCGCGCAAAGUCACGCAUCGGACGUUAACAAGCAUCAUUCGCAUCAUCAUAAGCCUGUGUCUAGUACAAACGUGUUGAAUAAGCAUCAGUUGCCGCCUGGCCAGAAGGGGCUUCAUCAUAAUCAUCACCACAGACCGGACGCGAAGGUCGGCCAAUCGGUGCCGCAGAGACACUCGAGUAGCAGUCAAGCUAGGGAACCAAAUCGCGAUCCUAAUAGACAGAGGUUACAAAGGGAAUACAACUCGACGACAAGUAGCAGUAGUAGCAGUAGUACCCUUCAUUUACAUAGUCACGCAGUGCCGAAGGAACCGAGCUCGGACAAUUCCUUGACCGACUCUGCUGCUCACAGAUCUGAUGUCGGGCCGCUACAGGAGCCGGUAUCGCAUGGAAACAUGCAGGAGAAACUUAGUAAUAAUAACCAUAGUGUGCAUAGAUUAAGCGGAGUAGAGAGUAGUAAGCAUCAGGGUCACGAGAAGAGAAUGUACGAUCCAAGGCACAAGCCUGUGGAGCAUAGAAAAGACAGUGAGCAGAAAGGAUACAAAUAUCCGGACCCGUCGAGAGCUGAUCGACAAAGGAAGUCCGACAGUCUAGAGCAGAGGUGCGAGGAGGUGAGGAAGAUCAUCGAGAAGCCCUUGCCGCCGCCGAAACCCGCGCUCGAAGUGUCGUACGUAUCGAAUGCACAGAAACCGACUCAUCACACUAAAUACAAUCAACCGGAAAAAUUACAAACCAGCGGUGGCGCGGUUCCGGUCGAUGGAAAGCUGACCACCGGCCAGAGUUCGUUCACGCAGGAGAAGUCCCCGACCGGUUCGAGUGUAUUGCUCUCUCAGAAACCUUUAUCGUCGAAAACGGUCUCGAAUCAGCACACCGCCCACGGUGUUUGGCAAAUAUUGAAAGACAAGAUCAAGAUCUGUAGCACUCAGGCGUCGAGUCUGACGUCCUUGAACAAUCUCGAUGAUCCGAAAACGGAGAAACGGCCACGGCACGACGACACCGAGAAGAAUUCGUUGGACAUCCAACCGGCCAUGUUACAAACGCCCCCUGGCAAGCACAAAUCGUUGUUCAGCCCGGAGAAGGUACCGACGCCUCGAGAAUCCCACUCGCAGAGGCCUAAGUCCAAGCAGAAGACGCCGCCGUCGGCUGCAAAAGUUCCUAAACAAGAGCGCGUGACGGACACGUCGAUAGGUUUUAAUUUAGUGUCACCGUUUGCGAGCCCGCCUGCUUUGCAGCAGCAGCAGCAGCAGCAGGAGACGGCGCUUUCAAUGAAACGGCCUGCAGGCGAUGUUUCCACGUCGUCCCAUAAGAGGCAUCGCUCGGGUAGCGCCAGCGAAGGUGGACAGCCGGUUAAAGUGAAGAUAGAGGACACGUCUAGCUUCGAGGCCGUCAAGAUGCUCGGCAGGGUACCGGAAUUGAUACAACCGAUCAGGGACAAUCCAUCGUCGAAUGGCAGAGCCAGUCAGAUCGCGAACGACAUGAAACCACCGGAGUUGAUCAAGCCGUUCGACACGGAACCGACAUUAUCGCGGUUCGGUGUGACGCAACACCAGCAAGGUUUGUCGAGUCUGCAAGGUUUGACGAAUGGUCUGGACACGAACGCGGUGAAGCAGGAGUCUCAGGAGUUCCAAGUGAAGAAAGAGUCGUACAAGACCGACAUGUCGAAGAAGAUGGAGCAUCAACAGAUCAAAGCGGAAUACCUGUCGCCGAUGAAGUCCGCGCAGAGUAUAAGUGCUCUGCUCCAGGAGCCAUUGGCACCGAUGCCGUCGUUGCUUCAGAGUAUGCAGCCGUUCGGCCAAUCAUUGGCCCAGCAACAAACGCCGCAGGAGCAGUUUCACCAGCAGCAUUUGCAACAGCCACAGCCGCAACUGUCGCAGCAACAGCAGUCUCUGUCGCAUUCGUUAUCGCUGGCGGAUCAUCAUAUCCCAAUCCAGAAUCAGUGCUUGUCCCUGCCGACGGUGAACGAGCCUGCGAUAGCGUCGACCGUCGACAUAAGCGCGCUCACCGGACCGGUGCUGAGCAGUACAGAGUCCGUAGUCUCGGUGCCAACGUCGACGACAACCGUGACGGUUCCAACUGCCCCUGAAGAGAAGCGAUCGGAGCAUCACAAGAGCGAGAAGAAGAAGAAGAAGGAGAAGCACAAGCACAAAGACAAGGAGAAGAGCAAGGACAAACACAAGCACAAACACAAAGAUAAGGACAAAGAGAAGCAUCGGGAGAAGGAGAAGGAGAAAUCAGCCGGGGACGAGACUGUGUCGGCUGCAGUGCCCAUUAAAAUCACGAUACCCAAGGACAAAUUGAACCUGAGCACAGAGUCGACGGGCAGUACCGCGGGUAGCGCGAUGGCGCCGCCCGACAAGAACAAAUCACCACAGAGCACCAGCAUCAAGAUCAUUAUCCCCAAAGAACGGUUGAAAGGCGCGGACAGUGUGUCGAAUUCACCGGUCCAGCCGGUUGUCCAGGCCCCGUUAAAGAUCAAAAUCCGCACGGACGGGAUUUCCCGUAGCUCGACCGGCGGUGCAUCCUCAACAACGAAUAGCUCGAGCAGCACCAGCACCGUCGUGCCGGAAUUCACGAACGAGAGUCGGAAACGCGACCGAGCGGACGCGAAGGAAAGCCCAAUGACCAGUCUACCGACGAAGAAGCAGCAGCAGCAGCAGCAGCAAUUGCAGCAGGUCUCAUCGGCGAGUGGUGGCUACGGGCAGCAACACCGACCUGGCGAACGGCAGAACGGCAGACACUAUAGUUCAGGCAGCAAUAACAAGGAGAAGCACUCGUCCAGCCACCACAAAAGCUCGAGCAAGAUGUCGCAGUCCCAGCAGUCCCACGCGACGUAGUACACGGACUGAAGAGGAUGUCGGUAAAGAAAACGAAAACAAAGAAAAAAUAGCUCCCGAUACGACUGACACACCGUCCGCCCGGAAAGAAAGGAGUUCACAAACCUUGCUUCAAUGCUUUCGUUCGUCCCUCAACGAGGGACGUCGGAGACAUCGAGGAGGAAUGCCAGCUUUCAUCGUUGUGUUGUGUCCCCGUUUUACCGUACGAAUCGAUCGAUCGAUCGAUCGAUCGAGUACACACACACACACACAACACGGAUAUAUCUCUUUCCCAAAUGGGAGAUCGCUCGAGGCGGCCUCUCCUCCUCCACGCGGCGAUGGGGAAAGUUCCGGCGGCCAUUUUGGUUCCGCGUGCGUCAUCGGGGAGAGCCCAACGAGACGAAGAUAUCCGACGUGGGGAAACGCAGCGAUGCUUGGCGCGUUUUACUUGUUGGCCAAAGGUUAAUUCCGUAAAAAGCAAAACAAACAUCGAUCAGCGAACAAAUGCUUUUGUUUUCCCUUCUUCGACUAGGCAAAGAGAGAAACGCGACGAGAACGAUGAAUGGAGAAAUAAAUCAUUCUUACUCAGGUGACAAAUUAGGUAUCCGCGAUGAUAAGUUAAGAGGAAAGCAAACUUCACAAACAAACACAUACACACACACACACACACACACACACACACACACGUACACAUUUCGUCCUCGGUCAUUGAAUUACAACGACUGAUCUAUGCCCCCUAAAACCGUUUCCUACGCAUCUUCAUUAUCUGUAACAUAAUGCGUCACAUGAACUUUGUUUUACUUUUUUUUUUUUUUUUCGAGACAAUAUUGAGAGGACUCGUCGAGAGUGUAUUAACGUAUAGCACUUGGGAUCGUUCGAAGUUCGAUUGUUGUUCUUGAGAAGCAUAGAUAUACCGACAGAAUGUUGUUUGCCACGAUCACUGGAGGUUUCUCAGGGAUCGAUUUAUUAUCAGUUAUUAUGGUACGACAGGAGGAACAAUGGUUUUCCAUUCAAUGUCGAAUUUUAUAUCGAACUUCCGGUUCCUGGUCCCGAGGGCCCCUUACUUUAUCAACCUCAAUAGACCCCAACCCCCCUUCUUUUUUUGUAUUUGUUAUUACGUUUAACUGCCACACAGUUUUUUCCGCAUCGAGGACAA